CCUGAAUCGCUGCAACACAACUGGCCGAGUGAGUUAGAGAAUAAACAAAAACAUUUCAGAAAAACCCGUUCUGCUCCCGCUCUGAGCGGAGACGCUGGUGGUUCGGGUUUAGCCGAACAUUGGCCCAACUUGAAAGUCCAGUUGGACCGACCUUGUGUGUGUGUGUUUGUGUAUAAGGGGAGAAGAAGAUGACACAGGAACACGACAACAAGAGAGCAGUUUUGGUGCUACAGAAUGAGCAACUUUAUCCUCAGAGGCGCUCAUAUACCAGUGAAGAUGAGGCAUGGAAAUCCUUCCUGGAAAAUCCUCUGACUGCCGCCACCAAGGCCAUGAUGAGCAUCAAUGGAGAUGAUGAUAGUGCUGCUGCUUUGGGUUUACUGUAUGAUUAUUACAAGGUUCCCAGAGAGAAAAGGACGAUGCCACCAGAGAAAAGUUCCAGUACUGACCCUGAGCACAAUAAAAGAUUGCUAACCCCCAUGCAUCUCCCUCGCACUAGAAGGGGAGUGCGGUCAGGGAUGCUGCCUUCUACACAGCCAUCUUCAAUGCUGCUCUAUGAUCGUCCAGAAGGAGCCACAAUUCAAACAGGGAAUUGCAUGCUAUCUGCAACAGAUCACCCAGUCAUUUCCACUGCGGAUAAUCGAGUGCAGCAACUGAGAGUGUUGCCAGUCAAUCUGGUGUUGCCUGGCCACUCCAUAGGACACGAUAAAGUAAAUCAGUUUACAACCACAGACACUACUGUCACUGUCUCUGUCACAACAGUACCAACGCAAUCUAUUAAAACCGAAAUGAACCCUAAUAACUUUUCUGUGGGAAUGCUGCCGGCAUCGUACUGCAGCGAGCCUCCUGAGCGCUCUGUCAUUCACGAUCGAAAUCCUCACGGUGACCAGUUUGCCUCAACUGCACAGUCACAGAGAAGAACUCCAGACACGACUUUCACAGAGAAUUUCAAGGAAGGCUCUCAAGAGGUGUUUGGCUUUCCUACCGAUCUCCAUGUUCGAAUGCCUACUAUGAGUUCAGAGGAGUAUGCCUUUGAUAGAAUGAGAAGUACAUUUGAAUAUGUUUUGGAAGCUUCCAAAUCACUUAAACAGAAGACAGGUGAUGGAACCAUGACUUAUUUGAAUAAGGGUCAGUUUUAUCCCAUCACACUCAAAGAAGUGGGUUCCAAUGAAGAAAUCCAUCAUCCAGUCAGCAAAGUCAGAAGUGUGAUAAUGGUUGUUUUUGGUGAUGAUAAAAUCCGUGAUGAGCAACUUAGGCACUGGAAAUACUGGCACUCCCGGCAGCACACUGCGAAACAGCGCUGCAUUGACAUUGCUGAUUACAAAGAAAGUUUCAACACAAUUAGUAACAUUGAAGAAAUCGCUUACAACGCCAUCUCUUUUACAUGGGACAUCAAUGAUGAAGCUAAGAUUUUCGUCUCGGUCAACUGUCUCAGCACAGACUUCUCAUCUCAAAAAGGAGUCAAAGGUCUACCAUUGAACAUUCAGAUCGAUACAUACAGUUAUAACACCCGAAGCAACAAACCCAUCCACAGGGCCUAUUGUCAGAUUAAAGUUUUCUGUGACAAGGGUGCUGAACGCAAGAUACGUGAUGAGGAACGUAAACAAUCUCGUAAGAAGUCCAAAUCUAAUGAUGGCAGUUCUCAUUUAAAUACCUUCCAGGACCAAAAAUUACAGCUGAUCCCCAACUUCAAGCAGAUGGAGGCCACUGUCUUCAAGUCCAUUCCUGACCUCGUCACUCAACCAGUUCUUUUCAUUCCUGAUGUCCAGCAACGAGCUGUUCACGGAUUCCCUGUUGGAGCCGAUGAGCUUGAAGGUGAAGGAUCAGGCCUGAAAAGACUGUCAUUCCUGCCCGAAGAAGAGUUUGGCUCACCCAAUAAGAUCCUCAGGAUAGAAGAACCAAAUAAAGUUUUACUUUACGUCAGGAAGGAAUGCGAAGAGGUGUUUGAUGCGCUAAUGUUGAAGACUCCUUCUCUGAAAGGCCUAAUGGAGGCAAUUUCAGAAAAAUAUGAAGUACCCCUGGAUAAAAUUGCAAAGGUCUACAAGAAAUGCAAGAAAGGCAUCUUGGUCAACAUGGAUGAUAAUAUAGUGAAGCACUAUUCUAAUGAAGACACAUUCCAACUAAACAUUGAAGAAAUUGCAGGAUCCUACAAGCUCACUCUUGCUGAAAUAUGAAGAGAAUUGUGUAAUAGUUAUCUUACAGCUCAUUGUCAGUCCUAUGCAUUUAUUGGCCAGGCUAAUGCCACUUGUACAUUAUAAAAAUAGAGGAAUAGAGCAACAAAAUACAGUGUGAAAAUACAUACGAUAUAUACAAGACGUACCUGUUAAGUCAACACCAACCUUCAAAUUAAAAGUCUAUAAUAUUGCAGCAAGUGUUUAUUUGUAAUCAGCAUUAUUUGAGAUAAUAUGUUGCAAUAAAGUAACAGUUAAUUGCUCCCAUGCAAGGACCCUCAAGUUCCCACCAAUGAUUUCUCCCGUCCUUUUUGUUCUCUAUUCCUCAAUUAAAUUCUUCAUUACUAUGAUAGUUGUGUUGAUAUAAAAGAAAAGAACAAAAUACAUAAAGUAUGUCAAUAUAUGUUAACCAAAGAACAGUUGCAAUAAAGCCCAUGUUGUUGUGGAGCACAAUUUGGCUUUCAGGUGAUUGGUUGAACACCUUGAUGUGUUACAACCUUGUAAAAGAUGCUUCAGUGAUUGUAUACCUUAUAUUUUUAUUAUGGAAGGUAAAUAUUGUUUUGUCUCAAUUUAUGUCUUGUCUUAAGUUCAGAUUUUAGAGAUUUGAAUGUUACAUUUUAUAACUUAAAGGUCAACUGCAGGAAUUAGCAUUUGAGACAGAGCACUUGGAAGAAUGUCCUUUGUUUCACUUUCACACAAAUGGUGGUAAGACUCCUUUCUAUAGGUGUUGGACUGCAUUAACUACAGGAAAAUGCAGUGAAUGGCUGAAGAAACCAGCAUUCAAGCCAUAUUAUUUUUUGUGUACAUUAAGUGCAAUAUAUUACCACAGAAAUGUAUAACUUUGUACUAUCGUUUUCAUUGUCAUUUACAAAAAAAAGGUUUACUAAGGAUGAGGGUCUGGGUCUUUAUGUUUUAAAGAUAAAUUGUAUUGUUUAAAUUUAUUUAAUAAAAGAACCUCAACUGUUCUUCUAAAUGUUUACCAUGGAACAGAUUUUUUUAAUACAAAACUGUUAAGGCUAAUUUUAAAUUGUUUUGCGAUUCCUGGGAAAAUGUAAAGGGUUAUUAAACCCGCAGUUUUCUUUUCCAGUAAUCUGCCAACUUGAGGUCAGGUUAGUGUUUUGUUUUAAGCAAAUAGUCUGCUCUGAGUAUGCACUCCCUUUGACAGCAAUUUCAACAUCUAUGACAAUGUCUUCGUAAAUGGUAUCACCACAAUGAAGCAAUUACAGAAAUACUAGCAUUAAUUGGUUCAAUUCUAGGUUGCUAUGUAAAACAAGUAGAAGUGCAAAUUAUAAUUCACGGCAUCUUUACCACAUGAAGAACUCUAUUGUUCUAAAAUUUAAAUGUACAUUGAAGAAUUACAUUAUAUUGAUAGCCUGUGGCAAAUGAUUUGAUUUUGAAUCUCAAGACAAACACAUUCAAAAUUGCUAACAUAUUUUAUGGCACAUCCUUUUGUCCACAUAUUGUAAAUUUGUUGUGAUCAUAUAUACAGUGUAAUUGCACCCCUGUACGUGAUAGCUGAGGUAUCUAAAAGUCUGCUGCGUAAUGUUUAUAGGACACUGCUGGUUGCCUUUCAUCUCAAAACAAAUUUCUUAUAAAUAAUUAGUGGUUUGAAGUCUUUUUAAAAUUAAAACCUUUGGCAUGCAGACCCUGUGCACUGUAUAAUGUGAAACUGAAGUUUGUAGUUCAAGGACUAAACAUCUGUAGGAUGUGCAUCAUGAUGUAAAUGCUGGAUUACAAUCACUGGGAAGUUCUGUUGCUAGCCUCAGUGGAUAAUGUUAGCUUCAUGGGUUGGUUAUACAGUUUGGAUCACAGUGGCAACAUCUGAGCUCCUCCACACAAAUUUUGGUAACUGCUCACUUACCACAUACUGUGGUAGGGUCACACAGGGUACUACCAGUCACCCAAUCCUUGAAUAAGCAAAAAAAAAGUGUCCAGUGGACAUUUGUAUGGAGCCAAAUUAUCUUUUAUUUUCGGGGUCCAAAACUCCCAAACAAUUCCCGCAAUCAAUACUUAUACACUCCCUAUUUAAGGAAAAAUGUAAUUACAUUGGAAGCAAUUUGGAGAAUGUUAAUGAGAUUAAUACCUGGAAUGCAGCAGGGUGGUGGGAGUGCUUUAUGAGGAAAUGUUGGGCAAGCAAGGCUUGUAUCCCCUGGAGGCUUAGAUUGAAACAGAAGAUUCUGAGCAAUCCCUGAUGUAAGGUCGGAUUCUGACAGCGCUGGGUUUUGGCCUAAUCUGUGGGCCUUGACAUAGUAUUGGUAAAAUUGAACCUGAAGGAGGAAAGAUUAUCAUCCUAAUUGGUCCCAAACAUGAUCCCUCAUCUGUACCAAGACAGCUUAUUUCAGUCACAGGAAGGGACAUGAGAAGUGGAUGCAGCCUCCAUGGUUCGAAAAGGUAAAUAAGUCAACCAGAGUUGUCACUUCUAAAGUGCUGCCUGCUGUGUGGGGAACAAUGUGUGGGGAAGACUGUCAUUCAACAGUGAUAGUCACAAUGACAUUCAUCACCUGCCUAGAAGAGCAGACCACUUGGCCAAAUUCCCAAUUGUCUUUCAUGGGCCAAUAGUUGAAUUUUGGGAAUAAGAAAACACCCAGAUGGAAGAAAUCAUUGUGAAACUAGACAUUAUUGUGUAAUGUUUUGACAAACCUGCUGUGAAAACCAAUUUGUAUAUAUUGUGAUAUGAUGCGCUGCCUGUAAAAAUGAUCAACAUUAAAUGAUUAAAGCUCGACAAUUGUUAGAACAACAAAGUUAUUCCUAAUAAAUCUCAUCUUUGCCGCUAAAGCAGAAGAUACUUAAAUGUUUUUCCAAAAGAAUUUCCCUGCUGUCAAAUGUUUUUGAGUUAGUGCUUUAUUGUAAUUUUUUAAAAAAGACUUUGUUUUAUAAUGAUCAAAAUGUGAAUCAAACAAAAGGAAACAAAUUCUUAACAUUGAAUUUACUCAGUAUAUGUAAACAUUAAAGAGCAAAUGUCUUCACAUUACUUUAAUGGCUAAGGAAAAGAAUUAUUGCAGUUUCAUUCAAUUUUGUAAGAUAGACAUAUAUCUGUGUAUAUUUUUGGUAAGCGGUCAUGCUACAACUGAGUAUCAUUAACACUUGAAUAGCCUAUAGUUACAAUCCUAAUUUUUCAGAAGAAAAUAGAAAAGGUCUUAUUCACAACUGUUUUUACUAUGUUAUUGAAGUGUUUUUUUUCCUGAUUUUUGUGAUAUGCAUUUGCAAAGAUGUAUUAAAACUUUAAUGUAUACCAAAGGGAAUAAAUUUUAU
Molecule: messenger RNA, 5420 nt
Organism: Rhincodon typus (whale shark)
Lineage: Eukaryota; Metazoa; Chordata; Chondrichthyes; Orectolobiformes; Rhincodontidae
Gene: grhl1
Product: grainyhead-like transcription factor 1
Exons: 17
Coding region: 189-2171 (660 amino acids)
Biological process (GO): regulation of transcription by RNA polymerase II
Cellular component (GO): nucleus
Molecular function (GO): DNA-binding transcription activator activity, RNA polymerase II-specific; RNA polymerase II cis-regulatory region sequence-specific DNA binding
Source: RefSeq, a predicted model, not a curated record